Messenger RNA from Lecanosticta acicola, 982 nucleotides. NCBI's taxonomy places the organism in Eukaryota, Fungi, Ascomycota, Dothideomycetes, Mycosphaerellales, Mycosphaerellaceae. The record is from the annotation of a GenBank genome assembly.
AUGUCCCUCCCCUUCAAAUCCCAAAUCUGCCUCAUAACAGGCGCAGCCUCAGGAAUCGGCCGCGCAACCGCCAUCAAACUCGCCUCCCUCGGAGCAACGCUUUCCAUACAAGACAUCAAUCCCACGGGUCUCCAGGAAACCCUCGAAUUAUCAUUACGUCCUGAAGGAACCGAACAACAACAACAACAACAACAACAACAACAACAAGGAGAACACUACCACGAAACCUUCGACGUAUCGUCCUCUCAAGCCUGCAAUACCUUCAUCACCAACACGAUGCAGACUUUCGGAAAGAUAGACCACGUCUUCAACUGCGCGGGCGUGAAUCCCACCGCGUACCCCUUGACCGACACAACGGAUGAGUAUUUUGACAGGUUGGUCGGUGUGAAUCUCAGGGGGACGUAUAAUGUCACGCGUGCGGCGAUGGCGGUCAUGAAAGAAGGAGGAAGUAUGGUGAAUGUAUCCUCCGUAAUGGGCAUCACGGUAGCUGCGGAGUAUGCCAUUUAUUGUGCUACGAAAUUUGGCAUCGUGGGCUUUACCAAGGCUAUGGCGAUGGAAUUGGGUCCAAAGGUAAGUAAGCUGGAGCAACUAGCAUGUGCUGCUCUUUUGCAGAUCUGAUGAUAUGAUGGUUGAUUGCGGAUUAGGGUAUCCGCGUCAAUGCCGUUGCACCGGGUUAUAUUAAUACCCCGACGAGUAAGGUCCCUUAUGUUUUCAGUUCGCGUCCUGCAAUCUGACGUUUACCAUCAGAUGCUGGCGUAUUAGCCGGUCCUGAAGCGGUGGCAGAGCAGACCAAGAAAGUCGCCCUGGGCCGAAUGGGUACAACAGAAGAGGUUGCUGAUGUGGUUGCGUUUCUGUUCAGGUGAGUCCAACUGAGUUCUCCAAGCACUAGUUCAAGCGUCGUGCUAAUGUAAAUCGCUCCGUCAGCGACGAAGCAAGAUACGUGAAUGGAAGCAUCGUCGAAAUCACCGGUGGCCGCACGUAA